Aspergillus novofumigatus IBT 16806 is the source of this 1358-nucleotide messenger RNA. Its product is annotated as putative succinate:fumarate antiporter (Acr1). The transcript is spliced from 5 exons. Bases 74 to 1051 code for a protein of 325 amino acids. The record is from RefSeq and is a predicted model, not a curated record. Gene Ontology annotation, biological process: transmembrane transport; succinate transport; fumarate transport. Lineage: Eukaryota; Fungi; Ascomycota; Eurotiomycetes; Eurotiales; Aspergillaceae.
GAAGCUAGUACCUCAAUUGACGGAAAAGAAGGAAAAACCGCAUAAUCGCGUUGUGCAAACCUAGUCAUUCGCCAUGGCCGCCAAAUCUGUGGAGGGAAACAAGGGCAAAAAGCCCGCUUCCGCGGCCGUGAACUUGAUCGCUGGUGGUGGUGCCGGUAUGAUGGAGGCUCUCGUCUGCCAUCCUCUUGAUACCAUCAAGGUCCGAAUGCAGCUCUCGCGACGGGCUAGAGCCCCCGGAGCAAAACCUCGUGGAUUUAUCACCACCGGUGUCGAGAUCGUGAAAAAGGAGACUGCCCUGGGAUUGUACAAGGGUCUGGGAGCUGUUCUGGGCGGUAUCAUCCCGAAGAUGGCUAUUCGUUUCACCUCCUAUGAGUGGUACAAGCAGAUGCUCGCGGAUAAGGAGACUGGUGCAGUUACCAGCAAGGCCACCUUCCUCGCUGGUCUUGCUGCUGGUGUGACCGAAGCCGUCGCGGUGGUAAACCCUAUGGAAGUCAUUAAGAUUCGUUUACAAGCGCAGCAUCACAGUUUGGCGGACCCUCUGGAUACCCCCAAGUACCGCAGUGCGCCCCAUGCACUAUUCACCGUGAUCCGGGAAGAAGGAUUCAGCACUUUAUACCGCGGUGUCUCCCUGACAGCUCUUCGCCAGGGUACCAACCAAGCUGCCAACUUCACCGCAUACACCGAGUUGAAGGCCUUCCUUCAAAGUGUCCAGCCCGAGUACAGCAACUCACAGCUUCCCUCAUAUCAGACAACGUUCAUCGGAUUGAUCUCCGGUGCCGUCGGUCCCUUCUCAAACGCCCCCAUUGACACCAUCAAGACCAGACUCCAGAAGACCCGCGCUGAACCUGGUCAGUCCGCCGUCAGCAGAAUCAUGGUCAUUGCCAAGGACAUGUUCAAGCAGGAGGGUGCGCGCGCUUUCUACAAGGGUAUCACUCCUCGUGUGAUGAGAGUUGCUCCUGGUCAGGCUGUGACUUUCACGGUAUACGAGUUCCUCAAGGGCAAACUCGAAGAGUCAAACUGGGCCUUCGUGGGUGGCAAAUAUGAGGAAUAAGUACGGUUGUUUUCAAUCGACGUUGAGCGAGAACGGCCGCUGCGUGUUUUCGAAAUUUGAUACCAUGAGCAUCGUGGCGUUUUCGAUUGCAUUGCGAUCUCACUGCAUUAUUUUUCUGGGUUAUCACUUCGAAUUGAUGAUGGCAUGCGCACUCUGGGCUUGGUUAUGGGUGAAGCCUGUCGCAAUUGAAAACAGCACAUUUGACUUGUAUAUAACUUUCUUUUCUUUGUCUUUUGUCUCACCAUCUGUUAGUAUACCAAUUUCUUUGACAUCUUGAAUAUAGAAUCAAAAAUCUGAAAGAUAACAG